Molecule: messenger RNA, 1461 nt
Organism: Trametes versicolor FP-101664 SS1
Lineage: Eukaryota; Fungi; Basidiomycota; Agaricomycetes; Polyporales; Polyporaceae
Exons: 1
Coding region: 1-1461 (486 amino acids)
Source: RefSeq, a predicted model, not a curated record
AUGCGGCUACUGGAUGUAUGCACGCGUUGGCGCAACAUCAUCCUUUCGGUCCCCGACCUCUGGAACAUUCUGAACAUCUCCCCCGACUCUCAGCUAGAAGAGCUAGUGCACUUUCUUCCUUUGUGCGGUAGCUCGCCAUUGGACGUCCGCUUCUGGUACGAUCUUCGUCCACAGCUCAUCUCCGACGCCAUAGAUCUACUCCGCCCAAAGUUAGCCACGGUCAAACACCUCUCGCUACAGCAAUUCCAUCUCGAAUAUGAAAAUCGGCCCUUCGGCGAAAUUCUCUCGCUCGACAUGCCGAUGCUCCUGGAGCUUCGCAUCCUUCCGUUGACCACAAGGGCCUAUUACGACAUCGAUAUGCAUCGAUACCCUGUGCUUCAGCGCCUAGAAUUGACCGGAGCCAUUUGUCCCCUAGACAUCACCUCACUCCGGGUCCUUCACCUCCGACUUUGUUUUCUGCCACUCCCAUUCGACGGCUUUGCUCAAGCUCUGGAACACUGCGCGCAGCUUGAAGAGUUACAGAUCGACUCUUCGCUUCAUGCUGCAGACAUCGACUCAUCGCACGAGAUGCUGGUAUCCUCACUCCCCCCAGCUCAAUUCGAGUGUCUCCGCGUUCUCGUCAUCAACGAUCGCUCCGCCAGAGCCAUUUGCGCCGCUAUAGCCCAAAUCAACGCUCCCGCCCUCACUACACUCCGUAUCUGGUGUAAUGAUCGCCACCAGGCAGACGUUGAGGAUCUGCUGCGGACCAUUUUCCCCGUUAACGCGCCUUGCAUGUUUCCCAAGAUUUCCGCCAUUCCCGCUGAUGUUCACCUCUAUCUCGAUGGCCUUGCGGACGGAUGUAAUAUCGAAAUGGGCGACUGGUCGACUCGGGCUAUGGCCCCACUCUAUAUUGGCCUCGGCUUCUAUUUCGCACAGACAACCACGCCCCCCACGGCAUUCCGCGAGAUCUCUGACCUCCUCCGGGACAUCCCCAUCUCCGAGCUCCGGAUCGACGUGUGCGCGCCACUCAACAUCCCGUCUGCGGUUUGGGAGGAGCUGUUCUCCAAUAUGCCCCUUCUGGAGAGACUGGAACUAAAGGGCGACGGGUUCAGAGCCACAAUGUGCGAGGGCCUUCGGCGAGCCAGUCGCGAGCGACUGUGCUGCCCCCGGCUUGCGUCCAUUGCAGUCCGGGAUUUCGCGUCUGAUGACCCGAUACACCGCGACGGCACUUUGGACGACCCUGCCCUCUGGUUGAAUCUUUUGCGGGACACGCUGCGCGAGCGGGCAGAAGCGGGCGUUAAGCUCCAGGAGUUCGUGUUGAGGGAAUCCCGGUCAAGCCUUGAGAAGGACGAGUCUCACAUCGUGCGGUACGAAGCUUUACUCGUGCAGCUGCAACCGUUCGUGGGGAUGUGGUGGUACGAGGACCAUGUAUAUUGGGCCACGAGAUACCGCGAGGCGGUUUCCAGUGAACAUGAAGAAUAG